Molecule: messenger RNA, 1960 nt
Organism: Austrofundulus limnaeus
Lineage: Eukaryota; Metazoa; Chordata; Actinopteri; Cyprinodontiformes; Rivulidae
Gene: prkn
Product: parkin RBR E3 ubiquitin protein ligase
Biological process (GO): protein ubiquitination
Cellular component (GO): cytosol; mitochondrion
Molecular function (GO): protein binding; zinc ion binding; ubiquitin-protein transferase activity
Source: RefSeq, a predicted model, not a curated record
UGUUUGUGCGCUACAACCUGGGCCCAGGUGUGCCUGUGGAGCUGCACGACUCCUCCAGCGUGGCUGAGCUGAAGGAGGUGGUGGGGAGUCAGCAGGGGGUCUGUCCCGAGGAGCUCCGAGUCCUGUUUGCUGGCAGGGAGCUGCAGAGCUCCUCCUCCCUGCAGGGUUGUGACCUCACAGAGCAGAGCACCAUCCAUGUGGUCCUCCCUCCUCCAGGCUCCGCCUCCUCUCAGCUCCUCCUCCUGCAGGAGCGGCUGUCCCGGAGCAGAGAGGAGGCGCAAGAUAGGCUGACCAGGCUAGACCUAAGCUCCUCCAGGCUCCCCACCACCUCCUCAGGGCUUGCUGUCAUCCUGGAGGGAACUGAAGGAGGAGGAGUAGGAGGAGGAGGAGGAGGAGGAGGAGGCAGCAAUGAGGAAAGAGCUCAGAUAGCAGAGCAGGAGAUUACAAUUCAAAAAGGAGUGAGUUUGUGCAGUACUUUCUUUGUAUACUGUAAGCGCUGCACUUCCAUCCAACCAGGGAAACUUCGUGUUCGCUGUCGAAGCUGCAGACAGGCGACACUGACACUCAGCAGGGGUCCAUCUUGUUGGGACGAUGUCCUCCUGCCAGGACAAAUUCAUGGCAUCUGUCAGGCUGAUGGCUGUCCUGGUAACGAAGCGGAGUUCUACCUGAAGUGUGCGUCUCAUCCCACUACAGAGGAUGACGUCUCUGUGACCCUUGACCUUAUUGUGACCAACAUCAGAAGAGUGCCGUGCAUUGGCUGCACCGACAUCAUGGACGUGGUCCUGGUCUUCCAGUGUCCUCAGCGUCAUGUGAUUUGUCUGAGCUGUUUUCAGCGGUACUGUCAGACUCGCCUGAACGAGCGUCAGUUUGUUCAGCACCCUGUGAUUGGAUACUCUCUGCCGUGUGCAGUGGGCUGUGAAGACUCACUGAUCAAAGAGUUGCAUCAUUUCAGGAUUCUGGGAGAAGAACAGUAUGAGCGCUACAAGCAGUACGGGGCAGAGCAGUGCCUGCUCACCAUGGGAGGGCUGAUGUGUCCGUCACCAGGCUGCGGGGCGGGACUUCUGCCACCUGAGGGCAGCAGGAGGGUAGAGUGUGACCAACGGCUGGGCUGCGGCGCCGUGUUCUGCAGGGACUGCAGGAGAACGUACCACCAGGGGGCGUGUGAGGCCGUGCCAGCUCCGCCCACAGCUGACACCUCGCAGGGUUUCGUGGUGAGAGAGGAGGCGUCUCAGAGAGGGAGGUGGGAUCAGGCAUCUCUGCUGCUCAUCCAGGAGUCCACCAGACCCUGUCCUCAGUGUGCAGUCCCUGUGGAGAGAAACGGUGGCUGCAUGCACAUGCACUGCUCUCUGUGCAGAGCUGAGUGGUGCUGGCUCUGUGGUGUGACCUGGAACACAGACUGUAUGAGGAACCACUGGUUUGGAUAAGAGCUGCUGCUGUGUGCCCAGCACUCUGCCAUUGUCCCAGCAGCUCUCCACCCACCUGAGGACCACCUGUUCACCUAGCAUUUAGCUGCUCCUUAUUCUAGAGACAAAUAAAGACCGUCCCCCCACCAGGGGCAGAGUGGGACAAUAAUCCAGACCAGCACCACCUGAUGAACACAAACCAGUCUGUUAGACACUCUGAGUACAUGCUGUCUACAGUCAGAGCAUCUUAACAGACAUGUUCACCAUCAAGCAUGUCCUGUACCAGUCUGUAAACACACUAACAGUCCUGUACCAGUCUGUAAACACAUAACAGUCCUGUACCAGUCUGUAAACACAUAACAGUCCUGUACCAGUCUGUAAACACAUAACAUAACAGUCAUCCUGUAAACACACUAACAGUCAGUAAAGGUCCAUACAACACACACCUGUAGGUUUAUCCUCUCUAACGGCAUCACAACACUUGGAAUGUGUAUAAAGGACACACUGGAGGCUCCUCCCACAGGAAGAUUUUAAUAAAGUAUUCAUUGAACAAGUUG